AUGAGUGAGCAGCACUUUGUGUUUGUGCACGGUGCAGGACAUGGAGGAUGGUGCUGGUACAAGCUCGCCAAUUCACUGAGGGAAAAUGGACAUAAGGCCACCUGCAUCGACCUCAAGAGCGCUGGAAUCAACCAAACUGAUGCAAACACUGUCUCCUCUCUUGAUGACUACGACCAGCCUCUCUAUGACUUCCUCUCUCAGCUUCCCCUCGACCAAAAGGUCAUUCUUGUGAGCCACAGCGUUGGAGGAGGGAGUAUGACGGCUGCCAUGUGCCGCUUUCCUUCCAAGGUUUCCAUGGCUGUUUACGUCGCAGCAGCCAUGGUCAAACCAGGUACCGUGGUUCCUCCAGUUCUCAGGGAAGUAAUGAAGAUAUGUUCGGGGAUGAUGGAGGAUGUAGCUGAGAAGAUUUGGGACUUCACUUUUGGAAACGGACCCCAAAAUCUCCCAACAAGCAUGAUGAUGAAACCUGAGUAUGUCCGGGACAAGUUUUACAACGAGAGUCCCAUGGAGGAUUACACAUUGGCCACCACGCUUCUGCGUCCGGCCCCUGUCACGGCAUUCCUAGGAAUAAUGGAUAUUCCGGAAGCAGCAGAGACGGACAGAAUCCCAAGGGUGUACGUGAAGACAGGCAAGGACCAUAUGUUCCAACCAAAACUUCAAGACAUAAUGGUGGCUCUGUGGCCUCCUGCUCAACAAUUCCUUCUUCCAGAAAGUGAUCACUCUGCGUUUUUCUCCCAACCUCAAGAUCUUCAUAAAUUCCUCCUUCAAGCAGCCUCCUCUCUCUCUCCCUGA
Thlaspi arvense is the source of this 792-nucleotide messenger RNA. Lineage: Eukaryota; Viridiplantae; Streptophyta; Magnoliopsida; Brassicales; Brassicaceae. The record is from the annotation of a GenBank genome assembly.